UAAGGCACACCUAGCUGAUAAACACUCAGCUCCAAAACAGAACCAAAGCAAUGGAUUCGCUCUCUCGGUUCAGCCUUUUUUGCCUCUUCCUUUCCCUCUUUCCCCUUUUUGCUUCCCCUGCCUUGCUGUUUCAGGGGUUCAACUGGGAAUCAAGUAGCAAAGGGGGUUGGUACAACUCUUUGAAGAACACUAUUUCUGAUCUUGCAAAUGCUGGAAUUACCCAUGUUUGGCUCCCUCCUCCCUCUCAAUCUGUUGCUCCUCAAGGGUAUCUUCCGGGAAGGCUAUAUGAUCUGGAUGCAUCAAAGUAUGGAUCCAAGGAUGAACUGAAGUCCCUAAUUGCUGCUUUCCAUGAAAAGGGGAUCAAGUGUCUAGCUGACAUAGUCAUCAACCACAGAACAGCAGAGAGAAAAGAUGGAAGAGGCAUAUACUGCAUCUUUGAAGGUGGCACACCAGAUGCACGUCUUGAUUGGGGUCCAUCUUUCAUAUGCAAAGAUGACACUGCUUACUCUGAUGGCACUGGAAACCUCGACAGUGGUGAGGGCUAUGAUGCUGCACCAGACAUUGACCAUCUCAAUCCACAGGUGCAGAGAGAGUUGUCUGAGUGGAUGAACUGGCUCAAAGCUGAGAUUGGUUUUGAUGGGUGGAGGUUUGAUUUUGUCAAGGGCUAUGCCCCCAGCAUUACCAGAAUUUAUAUGGAGCAAACUAGGCCUGAUUUUGCAGUGGGAGAGAAAUGGGAUUCUCUCUCUAAUGGCCAGGAUGGGAAGCCUAACUAUAACCAAGAUGGUCACCGUGGGGCACUGGUCAAUUGGGUUGAGUCUGCAGGUGGGGCUGUCACUGCCUUUGAUUUCACAACCAAAGGAAUUCUUCAGGCUGCUGUGGAAGGGGAACUGUGGAGGCUGAAGGAUCCAAAUGGGAAGCCAAGUGGAAUGAUUGGUGUGAAACCAGAAAAUGCAGUUACCUUUAUUGACAACCAUGAUACUGGUUCCACUCAGAGACUUUGGCCAUUCCCAUCUGACAAAGUCAUGCAAGGAUAUGCUUACAUUCUAACACAUCCUGGGACCCCAACAAUAUUCUACGAUCACUUCUUUGAUUGGGGUUUGAAGGAGCAAAUAUCGAAAUUGAGUGAGAUAAGGGUGAGGAAAGGGAUCAAUGAGAAAAGCAACGUGAAUAUUCUGGCAGCUGAUGCUGACCUUUACGUUGCAAAGAUUGACGACAAGAUAAUAGUGAAGAUAGGGCCAAAGAUGGACCUUGGAAACCUUAUUCCCUCUAAUUUCCGCGUUGCUACCUCUGGCCAAGACUAUGCCGUGUGGGAGUGACUCAAUUUAUUACCAUUACAAUAAGGAUUUCAUAUACUUCAUGUUUAUCAUAAAUUAUAAGAUCAUUUUAUACUUGAUCUUACCCAAAUACACCUUUACGUGGUUCAAUACACCCGUUUGCCGAAUACAAUAAUAUUAUAACUGAUACUUCCAAAGAA
Messenger RNA from Cajanus cajan (pigeon pea), 1474 nucleotides. RefSeq names its product alpha-amylase. NCBI's taxonomy places the organism in Eukaryota, Viridiplantae, Streptophyta, Magnoliopsida, Fabales, Fabaceae. Gene Ontology annotation, molecular function: alpha-amylase activity; calcium ion binding. Gene Ontology annotation, biological process: carbohydrate metabolic process. The record is from RefSeq and is a predicted model, not a curated record.